AUGGCCGCCAACGCCAUUGCUAGGGCUUUUGAGUCGACUCACGAGUCACCUCGAUUUGAGUCGAUUGGUAAGUUACCUUGUCUUGUUCUUCCCCCCCUCAUCCCCCCCCCCCUUUCCUCUAUCCCCCUCUUCUUCUCCCCCUCGUCGCAUGUGCGGUGCUGUAUGGUGCUGCACGGUGCGCGGGGCAGGACGGAGGCUCUACUGCAGGAGGUAGCAGCAGCACCCCCAUCUCUGCGCACCGUAUGCCUGCUGGACGAGAUGAGCGACACUCUGUGUCGAGUCCUGGAUGCAGCAGAGCUCUGCCGGAACGUGCAUCCCAACAGUGGUGGUGGUUGUGCGACUGUGCGCAGGGAGUUUGUAGACGCAGCCAAUGAGGCGUUUGUGAAGCUGUCAACAUAUGUUCAGGCCCUCAACUCCAACCAGCAGCUCUACCGUCUGCUAGUCGCUGCCAUCCAAGCCAUGCCGCCCGCACCCGCCGCCUCUGCCUCCUCCCCGCCGCCCGGUCGCAACUCUCGCCCGCAGGGGGCUGGGAGGGCAGCAGCAGGAGCGGGAGGGGAGAGGGAGGAGGUGCUAAGGGAGGCUCAUAGAGUCGCUCAGCUGCUGCGGCUGGACUUUGAACGAGGAGGCGUGCAUCUCCCUGAUGGUGAGGACUCUUGUCAAAAGGACUCUAGGGGCGUCCCAAAACGGGCGCUGUCUGUGACGGCAGUAGGGCAGGCAGGGGUUGGGGGGUACUAG
This is a messenger RNA of Closterium sp. NIES-65, 735 nucleotides long. The record is from the annotation of a GenBank genome assembly. NCBI's taxonomy places the organism in Eukaryota, Viridiplantae, Streptophyta, Zygnematophyceae, Desmidiales, Closteriaceae.